AUGUCUGAUCGUCACCAGAGCGAUGGGUUGGAGGCUCAUGUUUGUUUUGAAUUGUUGUGUGCAGUGUACGAUAUAGUGAGGAAUUACACAGCAGACUACGACAAGACGCUGAUCUUCAACAAGAUCCACCACGAGCUGAACCAGUUCUGCAGCGUGCACACCCUGCAGGAGGUCUACAUCGAGCUGUUUGAUCGGAUAGAUGAAGACCUGAAGCUGGCGUUGCAGCAGGACUUAACGAGCAUGGCACCUGGACUCAUCAUCCACGCGGUGCGUGUGACCAAGCCAAACAUUCCAGAAGCCAUCCGGAGAAAUUACGAAUUGAUGGAGAGUGAAAAGACCAAGCUACUGAUUGCAGCUCAGAAGCAGAAAGUGGUGGAGAAGGAAGCAGAGACCGAGCGGAAGAAAGCUCUCAUUGAGGCUGAGAAGAUUGCGCAAGUGGCUGAAAUUAAGUUUGCACAAAUGAUCAUGGAAAAGGAAACGGAAAAACGUAUCUCCGAGAUUGAAGAUGGAGCGUUUCUUGCACGGGAGAAAGCUCGAGCGGACGCGGACUUUUACACAGCAAAGCGAGUGGCUGAAUCCAACCGGCUGAAGCUGAGCCCAGAAUACCUGCAGCUGCUGAGGUAUCGUGCAAUUGCCUCCAACAGCAAGAUUUACUUCGGGAAGGACAUCCCCAAGAUGUUCUUGGACUUGAGCGCCUUUGCACCAAGUGCUGCGGGUAAAUCAGGUGAAGCAAACUCCUCUCCGGAGCUCAACAAGCUGAAGGAAUUCGAGGACGGGCUGUAACGAUGUGGAUGGACCGGUGGGUGCAGUUCAGCUUGGUAGAAGCCACUGUGAAACCAGCACUAAAUGCACUGAGACACUGCAGCUUCUUUUACCCCUUGAGUGGAGUCUCUAACCAUAAUUAUAUUGUCACUUUUGUACCGAUGGGUACAUUACAGAUCCCACUGAAAGCACAAGUCUCUGAGGGUGCAGUCUGCACCAGGGGCUAUAUAACCACAGACUAAAGCUGCAGCAGACCUGUGUCAAGAGCAUUUCCUGUCUUGGAAUCAGUUAACAGCUGAGUGCAUGAGAGUGUGUGAGUGUGGAGAGGAUGAGAAGUGACUGACAUUAUACUCAGAACUUGACCUGACAAACCUUCAAAUGUUGUGUCACCCAGCAGAUGAGAGUCUCUCUUUUGUCCUGUUGGAAUCUGACACAAGUAAGGUGGACAUUCAGAUUUUGAUGAAUGAAUUGAAGUUGGAUCUUUUCAAGCAUUAGUUGGCAUUGCACUAGUGAAUGCUUCCUCAACUAAUGAAGUGUAAAAUCCCAGCUUCAGGACUGAGCUUUUACUCUCUCCUCUUGAUGCUUCUUGGCAGGAGAUGCUUUGGACCAGCAUUGCAACAGUUUGGAAAGGUCCAGCAAGUUGGGGAGACCUUUCGAUUGGGGUCCUUAGCUUCCCUCAGUCCCUACCUACUGGCACAAUACCUACCUGUCCUCCUCUCGACAGGCCUUCAGUCUGAACCAGAAACUCAUUACAUGAAGCCACGAGAUGUAAUAAGACAUUAAAUACAAAUAGAAUUAGAUUCCGGUAAUUCACAACCUAUGUAUUGUGAAGCAUGUUGAUGCAUGUGUUGGCCUGCUAUUGUGAGAAUGUUUUAAAUCCAGCAUGCUGAGUCGUGUGAACAAGGUGCACCAUCACCCCAGCUAUAAGCUCAUGCCAGGGGGUAAAUUGCAGAGGGUCUGUUAGUUUGCCACAUGCUCCGGAUUCUCCCAUUACUUAGAUUAAUGCCCAUGGGAGGUAUGAACAGAGUUCUCCCAGCCCUGUGCUGCAGUGUACACCAGUCAAACAAGCCUGGGGCAGGAUUUCUGUUGGUGGGUUUCAGAGCUCCACUGACCCUGGCCCUGCUUGUAGCCAAUGAGAAAGGCAAGUCCAGAAUGCAGAGGCACAGACAAGCAAAAAGUGGUCUGUGGAUUUGGAUCUCGUGCACAGAAGCCCGUGUUUAUAUAACACCGUCACAACACAAACCUGCAGCACGCUCAGUUGUUGCCUGUUGUUCCUGCUGCUUUGUUCUACAGACCCACCUUCUGUUUAAGGAUCUCUGUGUUUGGACAGAAGGUCAGCUUGAGAAGGGUAUUCCUUCAUUAAGAGAUCAGAUUCCCACUGUAACCCAUCCAUUGGUGAAAGGACGGGUGACAGGUCUCUUGCAGAUAGUGAGUGUUGUCCCUGGUUUGUGGCUGGGCCCCCUGGUCUCACUCUGCCCCCUCUCUCCUCCCUCCCCAUCUUUUAUUUUCUUGCUGCACAACUAUGUUGUUAUUUGUUUCUGCCUGUCCAGCAGGAAAUAUUGAAUCACUUUUUUUUUAAACAGCAAACUAGAAAAUAUCCACAUCUGUACACACAUCUUGUCAUGUCCCCUGUUUUAAACUUUCCACAACUGCCGUACAAGGUCUGCGCUGUGAUUAGGUGCUCAGCGGUGACAGGGAGGUGUAAUCACAGUGUGAUUUGUUUACAGUGACAUUUUGCAUCAAAGUUGUCAGACAAUCUGUAAUGAAAAUGCAAACUAACUUUAAACUCUCUGAUUUUGGUAUGGUUAUGGUCUGGCACCACCCCACUCAUUAACCCACUACACCUGUUCCAUGUUCUGAAAUGUUGACCUUGUUUCUCUCCCCACAGACGCUGCCUGACCUGCUGAGUGUUCCCAGCAUUUUCUGUUUUUAUUUCAGAUUUCCAGCAUCAGAUCGUGGUUCUCGGGGACUUGAAGGGAAGUAGUGGGAGUGAGAGUUGGGGAGGUUUGCCCAGGUACAUCACCACAAAUUGGUCUUUUUUUCCUCUUGAAAAAAAAUUAAUUACUGUGCACUCCACUCUUACUGAUUCUUGCACUAAAGGGAGCUAACGAGAUUAGGCAGAGACAUCCCACAACGAAGGGUGUCAUAUUUUUCAAUUUGGUUCUUACCUGCUCCUGACAAUAACUGAAUGUGAUCUGAGGUGUGUGUACAUAUUUUUUAAAUGAGUGAAAUUACUUCGGUGGUAGUCUGUCUGGUACCAUUCCAACUGUGACCUCAGUUUUGAUUUUAGUAUUCCUGUAUUCAAAGUGUUGAAUUGUAUUUGGAAUUUUUUUCGUGAAACCUAAUAUGUUCAUUUUCAGUGUCCUGAAAUCUUACAAUAAAAAAAAAU
Pristis pectinata (smalltooth sawfish) is the source of this 3151-nucleotide messenger RNA. RefSeq names its product erlin-2-like. The record is from RefSeq and is a predicted model, not a curated record. Gene Ontology annotation, cellular component: endoplasmic reticulum membrane; endoplasmic reticulum. Gene Ontology annotation, biological process: SREBP signaling pathway. The transcript is spliced from 7 exons. Lineage: Eukaryota; Metazoa; Chordata; Chondrichthyes; Rhinopristiformes; Pristidae. The coding region runs from base 1 to 783 and encodes 260 amino acids. Gene Ontology annotation, molecular function: ubiquitin protein ligase binding; cholesterol binding.